AUGGGGAGUGGCGGCAGCGGACGCGGGGCGGGCAGCGCCUGGUCGGGGACCCCGAAUCGCCAGAGGGUACCCCCGUGGAAGAGGAGCAGCAGUGGCAGUCGCCCUCCUCGCAGCAGCUACGUGGUGUGCGACGGGUGCAGCAGAUGGCGCUACUGCAAGAACAUCACCAGCAGGGGCGACCUCUGCAUCUGCGGCAAGAACAUCGCCAGCCUCGUUCCCGACGGUCAUGUCUUCCGUGAAGACGAUGGCGGGUGGCUGGCAGCACAGCCCCAAGGAGGAACCUCGCCCAGGAUCAGCUGGGCAGAUGGUUGGCAGCCAGGUGGUGGUGCAGGCGGGAAAGGACAAGGAGGCCAACGCCAGCCACCACCUCACGACAAGACAGCCGACCUCAAGGCUGCUGCCGCAGCAGCAUACAGCAAGCUCAACAAGGACGACCCGCUCAGGCAGCACUACGAGGCCCUCUGGCCAGAGCUCGCCGCAGCCAAGCCGCCAGCAGACCAACCAGUUGCUGGAUUCAAGGCAGUGGAGGCAGCUGCUCGACGCUUGGACAAACUCCAGAAGAAAGUGCGAUCGGCAGGAGAGCAAGUUGAGAGUGCCCAGCAGUACUUGGCCGAGAGUGAACGCAAGCUUCGUGAAGCCAUGGAAGCCUCCAUUGCAGCCGAAGAUGAGUUCGACAAGCUCAAGGCCACAGUCGGCAAGCAAGAGACACCAGCAGAGCCUGCAGCCGAGAAGCCAACUCUGGCAGCCCUCCUGGAGCAGUUCGAGCACGAGCCUGACGACUUCCACAAGUGGUCCGAGCCAGACAAGGAGGUCUGGCGGGCAGCAAAGGCCAAGGGCGAGCGGAUGGCCCAGACGGUCAAGGAGCACGAGGAGGAGACGGCGAAGCACCUGCGACUGCUGGAGGAGGAGACGACCAGGCACCAGGAGCAGCUGCGCCAGCUCGAGCAGCCCCUCAGCGAGGUGCCUCCGCAUGCACUGAGGCAGCAGGGACAGCUGGAGCGGCUGUGCCCACCGGCGCCGCAGCAGCUGCACAACCUGGAGCAGGUGCAGCAGAACAUGACAAAGCAGAAGAACGCCGAGCCAGAGUGGAGGCCCACAUCCAGGAGGCGCGCGAGAAGGUCUCGCAGGCAAGGCGCGCCGAGACAGUCGUCGACGCAGAAGGGCAGGGCGACCACUCGGCAGGGUAGCCGCCCCAAGGCGAGCGUGAAGAAGGCUCGCCGCCCGUGCCACAUUGACUUCUUCAACGUCACGACCUGGGGCCCCCAGGCGCAGGGCUACCUCAUGGAGAUCAACAACACCAAGGACAGGGAUAUCAUUGGCAUAGCGGAGCACCACCUCCGCCAGCCAGCACAGAUAAGCAAGGCAAGAGCGGCGCUCAGGAGGAAUGGCAUGCACAGCUACUGGACCAAGGCACGGCCAGGAGAAGGAGAAGGCACUCGAGGAGGUACGUGUGCCAUCACGCGAGGACCCAUGGACAUCCAGGACAGGAUUGCGGGAUUCGACGAGCACUACCUGCACGAGGACGGCAGUGACGUCGCGGUGGUGAUCUCCAACCUGCACAAGGUCCGUUUCGCAGUGGCUUUCGUCUACCUUGAGUGUGGGACGGGCUUUGGAGAGAGGAAUGUCGACAUCCUCUGCGACCUGCGGGAGAAGAUGGCCGUCUGGGGAGGGCCCUGGGCAGCGCUGGGGGACUUCAACAUGACGCCGUCGGAGUUCAACAACAGUAUUUGGCCCAGGGUGCUGAAUGCUCAGGUAGCUGCGGCGGAGGGUGGUGCCCCCACAUGUUUCCCAGCAGCAGGAGAGGCCAGGUGCAUCGACUUCGCGCUGAUCUCGCAGGGCCUGGCGCCGUACUUCGACCAGCUGGAGCUGCUCAGGACCGCGCCGUGGAAGCCGCACAUCGGCAUCCGCUUGAAGCUGAAGGGGCGGCCCCUCAUGCUCAAGGGCAGGGUACUUCGCAGGCCAUGCGCCGACGACAGCAAGCGCUGGCAGAAGCAGGAUGCGACCUGGACGAGAACGGACAUGGAGCCAGUGCCGCAGCUGCACUACGACAAGGAGGUCCAGCACGUCAUCUCUGACGAGCUGUGGCAGGCCACCUCCGAGCGAGUCAGCGUGCGCGCCAACGACGAGCUGCCCCAGCAUUUGCAGCACACAGUCGUCGGCAAGAUGAUGGAGCGGGACAUGCUGGACCUAGGACAACAGUAUGAUCGCUUCGCUAGCACCCUCGAGCUCAGCCUGUGCGAGAGCAUCGGCAUCCCAGAGGAAGAGCGAGGACGACAUCUUGGGCACAGCAGGCCCCCGAGUUACAAGAGCGUGAGCAUCAAGGACACCGUCACCUCUACGCCAUGGGCAGGGGUCGAAAGGAAGAUCCACGCGUGGUGGGCGGAGAUCUCCACCCUGGUGCGGCAGCUCUCGCACCACGAUGCCCGAGCGCAGGAGGCAGCAGCAAGCCGACUGGGCAAGACCCUGACAGUUCCCGGCGAAUACUCAGGAGGCGAACAGGGCCCGUCGGCGCCUGAGCCUGGCCCCGACAUGUCAGACAGCCAGGUAGGCGGCGGCAGCGGCUCCAAGGACAUCGCGAAUCAGCCAGCACCUGAGGAGGUCUCCCCACCUCAGGCCGAGGCGGGCGCAGCGGACCAACGGAAGGCAGCUGGUCCCUGCCCAGAGAUGGGUCAGGGGUUCUCGUGCCCCAAGUACAACGCCACGGGAUGUGUCCCAGACCUCGACGUGGGACCAACCCACAGCAGCGCAGACAGCUGCACAGAAGGGAUGCAGAGGGGUGCCCUUCCCCCACCAGCAGGACGCAGCACCAUGGACAUCCAAGAUCACGACCCCUUCGAGGACGAGGAGGACCACGUGGAGUACUGCCAGGAGAUCGCAGAUCAGGAGUACAGCGAUGGGUACCACCAGCACACCGAGGGGCAGCAGGACAGCCUCGAGUUCGGCCAGACCUUUCGCCGACGUGCAGCUGGAUCUGCCACUCCCUCACCUGCAGGACGCAACACCAUGGACGUCCAAGACUGCGGCCCCUUCGAGGAGGAGGAGGACUGCCCACAGUAUCGCCAGGAGACCGCAGAUCAGGAUGGCAGCGACGGGCACCGCCAGCGCAUUGAGGCGCAGCAGGACAGCAGCUACUGCGGCCAGUCCGCUCGCCCAGAGGCAGAGGAGCCACGCGAUAUGGGCCUGUCCCCACCAGACCGCUGGAAUGAAGACCAGCACCAGCGGGAGUGGGAAGACUGCGUGGCCAUGAGAGACGACUUAGAGUACUGGGCGGCCAUCUGGAUGGACAACUUGGUGCAGCUCCCCUCGGACAACAACAACUGGAUGCAGCUGCAUGUCCGCACCCACAGCGGCCACCAGACGCAGCAGCAGAUUAACACAAGAAGGCAGCUCGCGCAGCAGCUCAACCAGCCUGACCCAGGCAGGCUGAACGAAGAAGGUGCAGCCAAGGACCAGCGGCAGGCCCUCCUCACAGACCUGCACGCGAUUGCUGAGGGCGCCCUCGUGGACCCAGGGACGAUCAGCAGAGUAGCAGAGGAGGUAAAGAACAUGGCCAAGCAGCUCACAAAUGCGGUGGGGAAGGCGUACAUCCACUGGGUGCACGAUGCCACUGCAGGCAGUGCUAAGAUGGCCCACGCAUGCACCAAGGCAGCGGAGCGCAGCCACCUGGAGGACAUCCUAGAGCAUGAGGGCCAGGUCAUCAACCACCCGCAGCAGCUGGUGGACUCGCGCAAAGAGGCAUGGCAACGCAUGUGGACACGAGAUGCGCAGAAGGCCGAGAGGAUCCAAGAGGCGCUGGCCAAGCUGAGGCAGGCGGCCUUGGCCCAAGAGAAUGCCUUCGAGCCCAUCAGCAAGGACAUCAUCGGCUCCAUCAUCCAGCACCUGAAGCGCAAUGUUGGCCAAGGAGCGGGCUGGUGGAGGGCUCCAGAGCUCAAGGCCAUGGGCGCCCAGGGGCUUGAAGAAUUCGUGCAGUGCCUGAUCAGCUGUGAGCAACGGGCAGCGUGGCCGCGGCAAUUUUGCUUGGUGCUGGAGCUGCUGCUGGGCAAGAAGCCAGGGAUCGGCGGUGAGCGCCCCAUCUGCCUCAUGCCCAUGCCGUACCGCAUCUGGAGCGCAGCCAGGAGGCCCAAAGUAGCCACCUGGAGCAAGGCAGCGGCGGGCUUCUGGGAUGCGGCAGUAGCAGGCUCCUCAGCGCUACGAGUGGCACUGCACAGACUGAUGAGGGCAGAAUCCGCCACGGAGAUGGGCUUUCAUGCAGCAGGAGUCUUCUACGACGCGGCAAACUUCUACGACAAAGUAGGCCUCGACCAGCUGAUUGAGAAAGCCAGCGACCUCCAGUGCCCGUUGCUGCCGCUGGCAAUGGCCGUGCAGAUGUACCUUGCGCCCAGGGCCAUCAUGGCCCACAGCCUCUUCUCGGACAUCUUCGAGCCUGCCAACAGCAUGGUAGCUGGCUGUGGCCAAGCGGUCGACCUCACCAGACCGCUCUUGUAUGACAUCCGGGAUGCAGCACACAGGCACCACAUCUUCGUCGUCAUGCACCAGUACCUGGACGACUUGGCCCUGCAGGUAGAGGGUGCGCGGAGGCAGGUCAUAGAACAGAUCAAGUACGUGGCAGCGCUGGUGCACGAUGGUUUCAAGCAGCUCUCCAUACCCAUCUCCGUCAAGACGGCAGUUGUGGCCACGGACAAGGACCUCCAGGCAGAAGUUGCAAGCAUCCUGGACAGCCUGGGCACCCCCAACAAGCAACCAGGUGUAGUGCGCGACCUCGGCGUGGACACCAGCCUAGGCAAUCAGCUGCGGCGACCUACCCAUGCAGCGCGCCAGGCCAGGGCCAAGCAGAGGGUGGCCAAGCUUAAGGACCUAGCGAAGACGGACGCCAGAGGUGCGGCAAAUGUCUACUCAGCAGGGGCCUAUUGCCAGCAGGCCUGGGACCUGCCAGCGCACGGCAUCACGCCCACGGAGGCGGGAAUGCAAGAGGCAGUAACACGAGCCACUGGCGACCAGAUCAAGCAGUUCUGGCUCACCAUAGUCGACCACCCGACGGAGCUCAAGAGGUACCAGAGGGGCUGGCUCCUGCUUUACGCCAAGCUGGACGCCCUGGAACCCAACCGCAGGUGGCAGCAGGUCAAGGGGCCUAUGACAGGGGUCAUCGCGCAGCUGCUUGGGUUAGGAUGGAUACCGCGACGCCUGGACAGCUGGAUCAGCCCAGCAGGUGAAGAGUGGGCAUACAAGCCAGAUGACAUUCCACACUUCGGCGCGCUCCUGCAUGGGGUCCAGCAGAGCGCGCAGCAGCAGCUCUGGCAGCAGGCAGCAUGCCAUCGCAGUGAAGAAGGACUUCAGGCAGGAGGUGACCUCUUCCAGCUGCAGCGCCACCUGAGGAGGAGGAGGCGCAAAGGACAGCGUGCAGAGGCGGCCAUGCUGGAGACUAUUGCGGUGGCGGGCAUCUGGACCAGGGGGCGUCGCAGGGCGGCCAACCUCAACAAAGAAGGCGACGACACCUGCGCGAGAUGUGGCGAGGCGAUAGAGACAGAGGAACACCGCUACUACGCAUGCCGAGCCAACGCAGAGAUAGGGCACAGCAAUGAUACCGACCUGGCGAAGAAGGCGAAAGAAGCGCUGGACCAGAGGCAAGACCUGCAUUUCUGGCUCCGCGGCAUCCCGCCAGCGGCCUGGGCAGCCAAGGUCGACCCAGACGAGGACGCGGCGAAAGCGGCGCAGAUCUUCUGCACCAGCGAAGAGGCGCAGGCGGCAGCCCAGGCAGGGUACAAGGUUCGAGCAGAUUGCGCCUUCACGGACGGCUCAGGUGGUGCAGGGGAAACGGCCAAGGAUCCCCGCCUCAGACGCUGCGGCUGGGCAGUGGUGGCCUUCAGGUUCGACGAGCAAGGACGUCCGCAGGAAGUGGCCGCAUGGUACGGCACGAUCAGGGCACCACACACGGUGCCACGGGCAGAGCUCACCGCCAUGAGCAAAGCCAUCGGGUACACCACGGCGGCGACGGCCAGGGGACUCAACAUAGUCAGCGACUGCAAGUACGCCCUGGACGCACUCAAGCAGAUCCAGGAUCCAGAGGACCUGGGCUACAGGAGCACGAACUACGACCUCUGGCCCCAGACGAAGCAGCAGCUGCAUAACAGCACGGACACCACCAUGGGCCACCAUAUCCCAAGCCACCUGAUUGAGCACCCAGCCGAGCUGGAGAGGUGGAAUGGUCCCACUUGGUGGGUCAUCGGAAACGAGAUGGCAGACAAGUGCGCAGGCUGGGGAGCGGAGCAUGGAGCACUGGAUCCAGCCAUCAUCGCGCAGCAGCAGACCAGGGACCAGAUCACCAUGGCGGUGCAAAAUCGGCUGUUGGCCAUCAACAUGGCGGUGACGGUGGAGGACCCCAACAAGGCCCCUCAGCGUCCCAAGGCCAAGCGCCGAAAGCCGCAGGCGGCAAGGGACAGGACAAAAAACAUCAAAGACUGGCUGGCAGAGACGGGGGAAUGCCUCGGGAAGUACGGUGGCCACCAGGACCAGCACGGCAACGUCAGGCUCGACUUCAAGGCGGCGCAGAUCGGCACGCAGGUGGUGGACGUCUCCCACAAGACGCAGUUCACCCAUGGCUGGGUCUGGUGCGAGAAAUGUGGCGGCACCAGCUACCUUGGGGACCACAAGAGCAGGAUCGUGGCAGGAGUGGCAAGGAAGCUGGCCAGGCCAUGUCAGCCCCCAACAGCAGCAGGGAGGCGGGUCCUGGCGGACAUGCAGAGGGGCAAGCUGCCAAGAGGAGCUAAGCCAGCAGCAGACCCAGAUAAGGAGGGUCUCAACGAGAUCACCAUGCCUGGUGACUUCAAGCUUGGUCUGAGCAACCACGAGGUGAUCGAUCUGGACGGGGACAGCACAGAGGCAGGGGACCCGCAGCCAGCUCCACAGCAGCCACCCAGCCACCCGCACUCUGUCGUCCAAGCCAGCUGGAGGCUUGUGGACUACAUGGAGGGCUACGCGGAGCUGUGGAUGAACAUGGUCGACCAGGAGGUCUGGGACGACAUGGGCGACUUGAUGGAGCAUUGCGUACCAUACCUCCUGGCCAUCACCAACGUGGGCGACAGAAUGGACUCGCAGGAGCACACCAGGGCUGUCACCGUGCAGGAGCAGCAACAUAUCAAGGACUUCUGCGAAGAAGUCUGGCGCAACACGCACCGCAAGCGACGGGGGCUCAUGACCGGGAUGCCUACCCUCCCGUACGGUACAAGGCAGCAGGUAGCAAGAGUGCACAUGGACGCGCUCCAGAACAGAAGGGGCCACAUCCUAGCGCACAGCAUCCCCAGCAGCGAGCGCAGGCCGCUGCCGAGUACAGCGGAGGCCAGCAGAGAGUGGUCACCAGAAAACCUGGAUGAUGAUGACUCGACACCAGACAGUGGAGCCCCAGAGCAGGAGGGCGAGCCGAGCGACCAGGAGAUGGAGACCAUGGCAGGACCUGAUCAGGGGAGCGACACCAACAGCCUGAUGCAGACGGUUGUGCAGGUGGCAGCAAAGCUGGCCAAACCAGUGGGGCCCGACCUGAUGAAGUUCGUGAGCGAAGCCGAUGAAGCUGGCCUGAUCCACCCAAGGCUACGACACAAAAGGGAAGCCGACCAGGACCCCGAGCAGGAGGUGGCGUGGCUCGAGAGGAACAGGCUCGAGCAGCACAUGCAGUCGCUGGCAGGCUGCUGGACCCAGAAAGAGGGCACACAUGGCUGGCCAUCGUGGCAGGCUGCGAGCGUGCCCUAUGUGCUGAGGGAGUUGCAGACGGGCGUCUACCAGAGGCUGUCCAGCCACGAGUCAGGGCUGAGCCGCCAGCGCAGCCAGCGCCGAGCGGCGGAGGAGAUCUGCCGUAUGGCAUGGCUCAGCAGUGGAGAGGCGCGCAGGCAGAGCCAGCAGCAGGACCCGAAGGAGGCAGAGCGGCGCGAAGCAAUGGCAGAGCAGCUCCUGG
This is a messenger RNA of Prorocentrum cordatum, 7942 nucleotides long. Lineage: Eukaryota; Dinophyceae; Prorocentrales; Prorocentraceae. The record is from the annotation of a GenBank genome assembly.